Messenger RNA from Solanum verrucosum, 1026 nucleotides. RefSeq names its product putative disease resistance protein RGA4. Gene Ontology annotation, molecular function: ADP binding. Gene Ontology annotation, biological process: defense response to fungus. Bases 1 to 1026 code for a protein of 341 amino acids. The record is from RefSeq and is a predicted model, not a curated record. NCBI's taxonomy places the organism in Eukaryota, Viridiplantae, Streptophyta, Magnoliopsida, Solanales, Solanaceae. The transcript has a single exon.
AUGGCCGAUCCUGUAAUUGGUGCUACAGUUCAAGUUUUGCUUGAAAAACUGCUUUCUCUCACUAUUGAGGAACUCAGUAGCUCAAGGGACUGCAAGAAAGAUCUGGAAAUGCUUACAAAAAAUGUAUCCUUGAUCCAAGCUUUCAUUCAUGAUGCUGAAAGACGACAAGUUGAGGAUCAGGCUGUCAAACUAUGGCUCAAGAGGCUUGAGAAAGCUGCUGAAAAUAUGUUUGAUGAAUUUAGGUAUGAAUCUAUCAAAAGACAAGUGAAAAUCCGAAACAAACCGAUGAAAAAGGUCAGUGAUUACUUUUCUCAUACAGCUUUGAAGAGCAAAAUGUCACGAAAAACCAACAACAUCAAUGAAGAGUUAAGGGCUGUCAAUAAGUUAGCCAAAAACCUCGGUCUCCAAUUACUCAUGGUUCCUCCUCGGCAAACACUACCAAUUUGUGAAACAGAUUUCGUAGUAGUUGCUUCGGAGGUUGUUGGUAGAGACAACGAUGUUGCAGAGAUAAAGAGGAAGAUGUUGAACAUGAGAGAUGAUAUUGUUCUGUGCUCCAUUCCCAUAGUGGGUCUGGGGGGUUUAGGGAAAACAGCUGUGGCUAAGAGAAUUUUCAACAAUGAACAAAUCGAGAAACACUUUGAAAAGAGAGUUUGGUUGUGUCUACCUGAAAUGUCAGAAACGAAGAGCUUUCUUCAACUAAUCCUCGAAUCAUUGAUAAAGAGGAAAGUUGAGGUCCAAAGCAGAGACAUAAUAGUCAAGAUGCUACAAGAUAAACUGGCAGGAAGAAAGUAUUUGCUUGUCCUGGAUGAUUUGUGGCGUGUUAACUCUACAUUGUGGGUAGAGUUUGUAGAUACUUUGCGAGGAAUGAAUACAUCCCGAGGAAACUUCAUUCUCGUGACUACUCGUAUGGAACAGGUGGCAUCCACAGUAGCAACUGUAGCUCCUCAUAAGUUGGAAAAAUUAGCAAAAGAUCAUCCAUUUUCAAACAAAGAGCAUUUGUUGAUGGGGAAGUUCCAGAGGAAAUAG